GACCUUCGCUCCGGGGAGGCCUUCGGAAACACCGGGACACCUGCGCGUCUCAGGUGCCGCGCGCAGCUCCGAAGAGGCUCCUGCAGGUUGCCGCGCGGGGCUGGGACCUGCCUGCGUUGGGCGCGGCUACCCCCGGCCCGGGUCCGAGCUGUCAACCUCACACGCCUCGCGCGGGCUCCAGGCAGGGAGACAGACAGAGAGCGAUCGUCCAACUGCUGGUUCACUCCCCAGAUGCCCACAACAGCCAGAGCUGGGCCAGGCUGAAGCCAAGAGCUCUGAACUUCAUCCAGGACUCCCACGGGGGUGGCAGAGUCCCAAGCACUUGUGCUACUUCCUAGGGCGUGGCCGUUGCGGGCGUCCAGAUGCCGUUUUGGGCGGCCAGUUGCCGGCUUUCUACCUGAAUCUGUCUCCUCCUUGCUCUGAUCUCCAUACACCCACGCCUCGGGGUAUGUAACAGCCAUGCCUGUGGACACGCUGACCCCUGGAGCCCCAGCCGCCCCAGCCCUGCCUUUCCGCCUGCGGACCAAGGUCCCCGGUUACCUGCUUCGGAGGCCAGCAGACGGUGGAGCCCGGAAACCCAGUGCCGUGGAGCGCCUGGAGGCCGACAAGGCUAAGUACGUGAAGAGCCUGCAUGUGGCCAACACCCGCCAAGAGCCCGUGCAGCCCCUGCUGUCCAAACAGCCCCUCUUCAGCCCCGGGACUCGCCGCACAGUGCUCACGCCCAGCCGCCGGGCCCUGCCUGGCCCUGGCCGCCGACCCCAGCUGGACCUGGACAUCCUUAGCAGCCUCAUCAACUUGUGUGAUAGUCCCGUGUCCCCUGUCGAGGCCAGCUGCGCCCCUGCACAGGUGGAAGGCGCCCGCCAGGCUCCCCCAGCCACGCCUCCACGCCUGCCCCCCACGACGGCGGUCCGCAGAGUGGACGUCCGCCCGCUGCCUGCAUCUCCGGCCCAGCCUUGCCCGUCGCCCAGCUCAGCCACCGCCUCCAGUCCAGCCCGGCCGCCGGGCCUGCAGCGCUCCAAGUCGGACUUGAGCGAGCGCUUCUCCAGGGCGGCCGCCGACCUCGAGCGCUUUUUUAACUUCUGUGGCCUGGACCCUGAGGAGGCACGGGGGUUGGGUGUGGCCCACCUGGCACGGGCGAGCUCGGACAUUGUGUCCCUGGCCGGGCCCAGUGCGGGGCCGGGCAGCUCCGAGGGCGGCUGCUCCCCGCGCAGCUCCGCCACGGUGGAGGAGCGUGCCCGGGAGCGCGUGCCCUACGGCGUGUCGGUGGUGGAGCGCAACGCCCGCGUCAUCAAGUGGCUCUAUGGCUUGCGGCAGGCCCGGGAGACCCCAGCAGCGGAGGGCUAGGCCUCUGCUGCGCUGGGAAUUCACCGCAGGACACGUCUUGGAGGGGCCCUUGGCCCUUGACCUCUUGCAUCCACUCCCUGGCUAUGGGAGACAGGACACCCGUCCUCCUGGGGGAACUUGGUUUGGAGGCCAAGGCUCAGAGGCUGGACCAGCAGCUUCUGGCUAGGACUGAGCCUGGAGAGGGUUGCUCUUGGCUUUGGGCCCCUCUCCCCCACGUUCAUGGCCUUUGACACCAAUGUAUCCUCUCUGGUGGGGCUGGAUUUGGGGUGCUCAGACCUCCCCACUGAGGGUUAGCGGCCCGGGGGUCUGGCUGAGCCUGUCUGCCCAGUGACCAUUUCCUCCUUCCUUCCUGGGCCUCUGACCCUUGCCGACUUCCUCUUCCUUACCCACAGGGCCCCCGCUCCCUGGCAACUCACCCUGGGGUGGGGGCAGGGACCCGGGGCCUGCCCACUGCUCUUCCUGGUCUUUGGCUGUCAGCCUAGGUGGAUAGACUACAAGAAGGACUGGUUAGAAGCCUGCACUGCUCUGACUUCCCUCCCCCUGGUUAAUAAACACA
This is a messenger RNA of Lepus europaeus (European hare), 1900 nucleotides long. RefSeq names its product family with sequence similarity 110 member A (gene FAM110A). NCBI's taxonomy places the organism in Eukaryota, Metazoa, Chordata, Mammalia, Lagomorpha, Leporidae. The transcript is spliced from 3 exons. The record is from RefSeq and is a predicted model, not a curated record. The coding region runs from base 460 to 1344 and encodes 294 amino acids.